AUGAACCCACAUCCCGUGCAUCCGGUCACCAUGCUAUAUGUGCCAGAGGUUCUCAAUCUUGACAUGUUCCAGUCGGCUUGGAACCAGACGCCAGCAGUUAUCAGCACACGGGAGAGACGACUGUUCGCACCACUUCUGCGCAGAGCGCAGCAGAGCCGAGAGGAAGUGUUUGGUUGGCUUCGAAUAUUAGAGCAGGAAUGGGCAGAGAACGAAUCAGAAGAGCUUAAGCUUGCACUGUGGCUGACUGUUCCGUACAUGGCAUUGCCAGCGUGUUUGCUGACUGAGAUUCUUGGCCACCUUGUUGAUACGAAUGUGUAUGUGCAUCAGUACGCGGCUAUGCCUGUACAGUUGGCAGUUCUGCGUCCUUUGUGGGUCGUUGAAGAUGAUGAUGAUCGCGAUGCCUGUAAUCUUUCUUCACUGCAAUGUCGGUUGGAGGACACGGCUCGCAACCAAAAGAGACUUUACGAUUAUGUCCGUCGUAUCUGCGGCAAUAUCGUGAGAUGUAACUUCAUGCUUGCCGCAGGCCUGCAUGUGUUAAAGCAACGCGCACGAACUGUGCGGUGUGUUGGCUAG
Messenger RNA from Symbiodinium sp. CCMP2592, 573 nucleotides. Lineage: Eukaryota; Dinophyceae; Suessiales; Symbiodiniaceae. The record is from the annotation of a GenBank genome assembly.